AUGUCUGCUGCCCAAAAAGAAGAAGCAAAGCUUCAUGGCGAGGCAAUGUCCUCGAUCUCUAGCGUGAGCACUCUUUUGCGGCAGGCCAUUGAGGCUGCUAUGCCGGUCGCACCAGAACAGUACAUGACCAUUGCCGUUCCCGGUACCGUUAUCGACCUUGAAGACUACGAGAACGGAGGAGAGUUUGUCUAUGACCUUUCCAAGCAUGCCUUGCCACCAACAAGCGUUCGCCAGGCUGAGGGUCGCUUGGUGGAUAGUAUGAUGCCUAUUGCCAAUAUCAUGAUUGGCAACACUGGCAAAAGCGUUGCCCGGAGCUACUCUCGAGCCUUGGAUGCCCUACUGCCUGCCAAGGCAACAAUCUCCAGCGGCAACGGCGCACGAAGUCCCGGGGAAAGCCACUAUGAUGCUGCCAUGAAGUUUUUAAGACAGAGAGACUCGACUGGCAAGACUGCGGUGGAUCUCUAUCGCGAGAAACAACAGGCUUGGUGUCAAGCUCAGGCAGCCUGGGAUAAGGCCAAGAUUCAAGCACAAGAGGAUGCCGAGAAAAAGUACCCACCAACUGCAGGUGAUGACUUUCUCGCAAAACAAAAGCAGUACAUCGCCGACUGGACCCAGAUGAACUACAUGAUGUUCAGAACCGAGACGCAAGGCGCUUGGAUGGACUGGGUAGUCAACGGCCAGAAGUACAACGUCGACUUUAACUUUGGUGUUGUCGAUGUUGAUUCCAUCAUGAGCCAGAUCGAAGACAGCAAGGAAUCUCUCCGAAAUUCGACCCUGCCUGACGAAACAGGUGCAAGCGAUGUUUAUGGAGUCAGCCUAACCCCAGCCCGUUGGGCAACCUACUGCAAGCGAAAGGCUGAGGGAUGGUAUGACCGCAACGGAACAUACACGCUUGGCGAGCUGGAUUCCGAGAUUGCACGCCUCACCAUCUUAGCAUCCUCAUACACCGCCGCCCAGGAACUCAUCAAGGAUCACAAGUAUCCUGCAGAUACUUCGACUACGCCUGCCGCUAUAAAAUCGCCUACAGUGGCGAAAGUGCCUGACGCGGAUACAGCUUUGGCAGCCAGCUUGUCUACACUUUAUACUGCCGAAGGCAACUCAGGCGGAGUUCAGCCACCACCUGCUCCGACAGGUCAAACGGAAGCAGAUAACACCAGCACUGGACUCACGCCGGCUCAGAAAACAUUAGCCGCUGCUAGGGCAGCUCUCUUCAAGUCGCAGCAGGCCCGCGACCAGUCUGCGGCUGAAUGGGACAGCUAUGAUAUGGCGACUAUGCAAGGUGAUGCUGCCACGCAGGUAGCGACUUGGAUCACAGCGAAGCAAAAUGUCAUCACAAAACAACUAGCUGCACUUACAACCCUUCGUGCUACGAAGGCUGCGAGUUGUCCUCCCACCGUUUCUAUCAUAACAGGAGCAACGGCCCCAGACGCUAGUGAUCCAACAUCAGUAGGUUCAACAACUGUUGCGCCCCAAGGUUCAGAAUAUGCCAACCCGGUCUUUGGUAUCAACCGCGACGGUACCUUGGAUACAGAUAAGCCAGCCACCUCCAACAGCAAGACACAGGGCGAGAAUGAUGCGACGGACUCUGAUCCCUGGACUACAAUCUCCUUCUCCUUCUCUGCAGCUGAUCGAAACAAGGUGGCCAACUCUAAGAACAGUGGGUUCAGUACAGGCGGUUCAUUCGGCUUUGCUCUCUGGGGUGCCGGUGGUUCCUACUCACACGACUCGGCACAUUCAGAGAUGCAGGACGAUAUGGCGUCCUGUGAUGCUGAGAUCUUCAGCGACGCCGACCUCGAUAUAGCUGAGGAUGUGCUCCUCAGUCCUGGUGCGUCUCGUCUCAAGGCGGCCAUCGCAAAGCAGGAGACAAAGCUGAAUCCUGAGUUUCCUGCAUAUCCAACUUCGUUCGUCCUCGCUGCAGACACAACCAUUGACUUUUCUGGGUCGACCAGGCACAUCCAGGAAUACUUCAAUUCCAAGGCGACGUCGAGCGAUACAUCUGUUGGUUGGGGGCCUUUCAGCACUCAUGUCAGCUCUCACCACGCAAGCUCUCACAGGCACGUUCAAUGCCAAACUACUGCGACUGGCUGUAAACUCUCUUUUGGUGCUCCUCAGAUUAUUGCUUGGGUCAGUGAAAUUCUUCCUGAGCUGCCACGGGCCAAGUAUUCAAACCCCCUCUGGCAGGGAGCAGGUGUUGCGAUUUCGGCAUAA
Molecule: messenger RNA, 2208 nt
Organism: Fusarium mangiferae
Lineage: Eukaryota; Fungi; Ascomycota; Sordariomycetes; Hypocreales; Nectriaceae
Exons: 4
Coding region: 1-2208 (735 amino acids)
Source: RefSeq, a predicted model, not a curated record